Messenger RNA from Mytilus californianus (California mussel), 8316 nucleotides. Its product is annotated as nuclear GTPase SLIP-GC-like. The transcript has 23 exons. The record is from RefSeq and is a predicted model, not a curated record. Bases 2156 to 5554 code for a protein of 1132 amino acids. NCBI's taxonomy places the organism in Eukaryota, Metazoa, Mollusca, Bivalvia, Mytilida, Mytilidae.
UUUAUUAUUGUUUCCUAUUUAAAUUAUGUAUUUUAUUGAUGGUAUUAUGACGAUUUUAUGAUUAUCUCCAAUUAACUGCAAUAAAAAGAAUAGGAUGGCUACCUUUAUCCUUUUAAUUAGAGAAGUUUCAGGAAACAGGUGUUGAUUAUAUAUUGCAGUAUAAUUAUCACAUGAUAAUUAAUAACAGCGGUAUUUAAUGACAGCCUAAUAACAUUUUUAUGAUAUCCCGUUAGUAUAGCAGCUUGAGUUAAUGCUACUGAACUCCAUGCGACAAAUGCAUACCAAUUAAAAUGUCAAGUACCGCCUCUUUUUAAAUCUAUUGCGUAAAAAGUACAUAUAUAUCUGGUAACAAACUAAAAAUAUAAUCAUAGUCUUUUAAUAUUUUUAAAUUGUUUCACGAAUUGCUCUGUAUAUCCGCUUUAAUAUUUAAUACUUUCGUCCAAAAAUGGGCACAGACCAUUGUGUCGAGUGUUCCCGUGUUGUCACUACCAGACAACAAGCACUGACCUGUGAUAACUGUGAAAGAUGGGUACACAGAGUUUGUAAUACAGGCAUUACUCAAACAGACUAUCGUCGUCUUAUGAAAGGAAAGCUUGACAUUGCAUUUACUUGCAAUCUAUGCAAGAACACAACAGAAAAUGCUCCUGUAGAAUCCACCAGAUUAGAGCAAGACAGUGAGCAACGUUCCACACUGACAGGAUAUGAUACCUUCAAUAUCUCCUUGAUUAGCAGAAAAUCAAACUCUAUAAAUUCCACAUUCACAGAAGUACCUUCAGCUACGAGCAAUCCAACAAAUCUUCCCCAUGCAUCGCCAGUUAAUACACCACACAGAAGAAUUAAAAGAGCUCGUUGUAUACAUCAGUUCAACAUGGUUCGAAGGUCGAUAUUGGUGUCCAAGAACAUGGUCAAUCUUCCAACAUUCCAUUCGCACAAAUAAUGAUGUUGAAGGUUGGCACACACGCAUAAAUUCUGGAAAGUCAAAUGUAAGCUUUUAUGUCCUUAUACCAGAGUUAAUGAGAGAAGCUGAGAUCGUUGAUCUUACUCUAAGAUUGGUAUCUGAGGAACAGGUUCUCAGACAUCAGCGACGCCGCUUCAAGGACUUGGAAGGCCGGCUCCACCAGUUCUGGGAAGAGUACGAUAGUGGCGAAAAAAUGAAAAAUACAAACAGACAAACAAUAGUACACAUGACACAACAUAGAAAACUAAAGAAUAAGCAACACAAACCCCACCAAAAACUAGGGGUGAUCUCAGGUGCUCCGGAAGUUAACAUCCUCCUGGUAACUGAAUGUUUUCAUUAAUAUGUGCAUUAGUUUUACGACAUACGAUCUAGAUAAGGAAAAAACGAGUGCCACAAUUUUGGAUAGGACUGCAUCACCUUAAAUAUGCAUAGCAUAUAUCAAUGACCAGAAAAAAAAGAAUGUAGGACAGAAAGUCAAAGAACAAAAAAAGUCACAGGACAAAAAGUCACAAAUAUUUUUUUUAAAUUUGUUUGAAUAUAUAAGAGAAAGAUCUUGCAAUGUUUUCUUUUUAUUAAUACAUUAACAUGUAUCCAUUUUAACAGUUUAGGUUUAUUAGCCUUGAUAAAUGAACAUUUAUCAGAUUUUAGGCAUAAACAACUUUUUUAUCAUUAUUGAUAUUUAUUAAGUAAAAUUUAAUUAAAAAGUUGCUUUAUUUAUAAAAGUAAAACACAUUUUUUUAAUAUUAAGUGUUUUCUUAUUUAUGUCAGAACUGACUAGUGACUUUUUGUCAUAUGACUUUCUGUCCUAUAAUAUGUUCAAUUUCUCACCUAUGGUUAAAAAAAUAUUGUUAUUUUUUUCUCAUCGUAAUUAUUAUAUAAAAUUGCUUUUUAUGAAUCAUCUCCAUAAAUAUAUUUAUUAAUGUGCCGAGUAUGUAUUGGUAAUGUGCCGAGUUUGUAUAGACCGAGUUUGUACUAUGCCGAGUUUAACAUGUCCCGAGUUUGUAGUGUGCCGAGAUGUCCUGUAUUCCCUGACCCAAUACUUCGUCGAUAUCUACUGUCAAGCAGUGAGCCAGGAUCCCAGGCUAGACGCUUUAGUUAUAAUUUGAAAUAUUAAAGUCAUCUAUGACUUUUCUACAACGAGCUUGGAUGUUACAUAAUAAGUAAUUUUUCAUGGUGAAUUCUGGUUAUAUUUGAAAGAUGUCAAAGAUUAAAAGAGAAAACGUUGAACCGAUAAAUGAGCAAGGAAGUCCUGCAACAAAGAAAGUGAAAGUAGAAACAGUUGAAACUGAAACAGCUUCAGGAAGUAAUUGUGAAGAUGUGAAUGGAGCUACCAGAAUUAAAUCAAAGGAAGGACAUGUCUUAUAUAAGUGUAGACAGUUGAUAUUAAAUAUCAAAAAUUCUUUAGCUAAACAGAAGAAGGACAAAUGUAAAGAAACCUUGGAUAAUUGGAAAAAAGAUUUGGAAGAACUCGAGAAGCAGCUAAUUAUACCAAAAGUGACCAUAGCAGUAGUAGGAGCUACUGGCGCAGGCAAAUCUAGUCUGAUCAAUGCUGUGGUAGAUCAGUUUAGUGUUUUACCGACAUCAGGAACACAAGCAUGUACAUCUGUGGUGGUAAAGAUAGAAAACAAUGAAGAUGGUGAACAGUAUGAAGCAGACAUAGAAUUUUUAUCCAGGGAGGAAUGGCAGAAAGAACAUGAUGUUCUAAUCAAAGAUAUGACCAAGAAUGAUGGAACAAUGAAGAAUAAUAGACCAGAUGAACAAUCUGAAGCUGGAGUGGCAUUCCUAAAAAUGAGAGCUGUUUAUGGACAGUUCUCAUCUCUCGAUGACUUGAACGGAGACAACAACAUCACUGCUCACCUUGGAACAAUGAAAAGUUUUAAAACAAAUACGUUACAAGAAUUCAGUUAUAAUAUAGAAAAGUAUAUAAUAAGUACUGAGGAAGAAGGACAACACUUAUGGCCGAUCAUAAAGUCUGUGACGAUAAGAAUUCCAAACUUUUUUACUGGUUGUACAUUAGUAGACUUGCCGGGAGUAGGUGAUGCUAAUGCUGCUAGAGAUAGGAUAGCACAGGAACAUUUAGAAAACUGUUCAAACAUUCUGGUUGUGGCAGAGGUGCACCGGGCCUUUAGUAGUAAAAUAGCCAAAGAGUUAAUGGGAGAGAGUUUCCGUCGACAAUUAUUUAUGGAUGGGAACUAUUCCUGUGAUAAUUAUAUAGCAUUUGUAUGUACAAAGAACGACCACUUGAACUGUACAGAAUUAACAAGGGAAUUGAAACUGGAUAAAAAUGCAGAAAUGAUGUCGCUGAAGAAUGAAUCAGAAAAAUUAAAGAAAGCUCUAAAUGCCACAGUUCCUGGAAAUGAGAGAUUUCAAAUAGAAAAAGACUUGAGCCAAACACAUCAGGCUAUGAAAGUUAUAUGUGGAAAAGCAAGAUCAGAAAAAGCACGAAAGCAGCUGAAAGAAGAUUACAAGUCAGGACUAAGGGACAUGAAGAGGUUUGCAAAACAAGGAAUCGAUAAAGAUGAUGAAGAUGAUGAAGACGAUGAUGAUGACGACAAUGAUGAAUCUGCUGAUAGUCUUAGAGUUUUCUGUGUCAGUUCAAAUGACUAUCAAUGUUUGAAAGAAAGAAAUGAGUCACCAACGGUUUUUGACAAUGUAGAAGAUACAGAAAUACCAAAAUUAAGAAAAUGGAUUAAAGAGAUGGUAGAAAGAAAGAAACAGGCUGCUACGGAAUAUUUGAUGUUUAAUUUAGCUUUCUUUUUAAAUGAAAUAAAAAAUUACCUGACGGAAAAUGAUGUUGAGUUCAAAGAUGACUCUGAGAUUGUGAAAGCUGAAGUGGAAAAAGUUUGUGAAGAAUUACAACAGGAACUGCAGAACACCUCUGUAAAACUCCUAUAUGAGUUAAGAAAAGAGAUAUCAAAGACAGAGAAUAAUCUGUCAAAAGGUGUUAAAAGUGCUGAAGAAACAGCUGUUGAUGUGUGUAAAAGUUGGGAGGAAUUGUACAAAUGGCAGACAUACAAGGCUGCAGUCAACAGACAUGGAGUUUAUAAAUCAAGAUCUGUUGGAGAAAUCAAUUUCAACUACCAAUUAGUCUCACCAUUGAUCAUAAGUAUUCUACUAAGGUGGAAAGAUUUCUUUAAUGAAGAUUUAUGGAAGAUACUAAAUAAUUACAAUGAAAUCAUUCUGGAAAAAACCAUAAGAGUUUAUAUAAGCAAACUGUCUGACAAAGUGAAAGAUUAUAUACCGUCACCACAGCUUGAAAGGCUCAAGGAAAGAAUUAAUGUCAAUGCUUGGCAAAAGUUACAUAAUAGAAUUGAUGAGCUCAAAGACUUUGUGGACCACAGUCAAAGACAGAUUCAUAGAUUGUCUUCACCAAAAAUUCAGUCAAGAUUGAAACAAAUUUAUGAGGAGUGCAGUGCUGACGAGGGAAAAGGUGUUAUACAAAGAAUGAAGAUGAAUUUGGAAAAGGGGAUAGACGCACAGAGAAAAGACAUGUUCCAAGAAGUGUCAAAAGAGAUUGUAGCAGACCUGGAAGCUCUGAUGAAAGUUAUAAAAGAAGAUAUUUUAAGUGUAUGUACCAAAUUGGUCAGAUCUAUAAAGACGACGUUUGAACCUUUGUGGACGCAUGAAGACACACAAGACCUUCGAAGUACAAUAUUUGAUGAUGUAGAUAAAGCUGAGCAAGAAUUAACAGCUUUAUGUGGCACGUUUGGUAUAAAGUUAGAUUUUGGAUCAGAAACAAGAACUGGAAGGUCAUCACCAACAGCAGGUAAGCCUAAAACAUGCUUCAGUCCAGAGGAUCUCGAUAAAGCUAUUAAACAAUCUUUAGCUGACUACUCUAAGCAGCAUGCUGUUGAAGAAAGAUUGAAGCAGUACUGUAACUUCCAUGGUAUGGAAUUCCUUGGUAGGACACCAGGCAAUGGUAAUUGUUUCUUUGAAGCUAUUUCUGCACAGCUAGAAAGACUUCAGUUACCAAGAAGAUCUCCCGAACGUCUAAGACAAGAAGUGACAACCUACUUAAAGGAAAAGCCUACUUACAAAGCCAACGAGGAGCUGGUUAACCUGAAAGAUUUUGUGGAGUUAGAAGGAGAUUUUAUGGAGUAUUGUGAAUCAAUGUCAAAGAACAUGGAGUGGGCAGAUCAUGUGAUUGUUGUUACCAUGGCAAGAAUGUUGGAGCAAAAUAUUAUCAUAGUAACCAGUUCUCCUGAGACAGAUAAAGACGACAGUUUAGUUUGGGUGGAUGGUGGAGAGGGUUGUAAUGAAAAACUUCCAUUGUUAGUAGGGCAUUACUGGGAAUACCACUACCAGAGUCUCCAGCCAAAAGAAUCAUUGAAGACAUCUCAAAAUACAGAAGAAGAAAUGAUGUUAGAUAUUAAAGAACAAAACAUGAUUGACCACACAAAUGACCAAAAUACCUCUCAGUGUGAUGAUCUUCCUACAAGAAAGAUUAAUAAAAAGUUUGUAAGAUGUGAAGAUGGUUUGACACCAGGCUGCCACUAUAUGGUCUUAGGUCUAUACGGGCUUAAAAAAAGAAUGAUAUUUGAUGGUGAAAAUUUUGUAGAACCUACAGCUAAUAAUGAUGGAGCCAACACAAGCUAAGAGGAUGGAUUGAAAAUAACAGAGGGUCACUUAAAGAGAAAGUACUCAUGAGUGUAUUCAACUUUUGAUAUGUUAUAAAAUAGGCAAAAUUAUAGUGUGUCUUUAGAGAUGAUUAUUGAUGGUUAUUCAAGUUUUUAUCCUUUAAAUAAGAAAAUAGUAAAGUAUUAUGGUGUAAAAGCAAUUUUCCAACAUUUUGAUCUCUUGUCUUCUUCUGUUUCAUUGUCUUCCUGGAUGUCAUGUUACACCAGUCACUUUAAAUGAAUUAUUUGAUAAAUGUUUUUACAUUAAGAUCCAUAAAAAUGUUAAUGAUAUUUACAGCUGUAGUUCAAAAGACCAUCAUUUUCAUAAAUAGAGAGAAAACAUACAUUGAAACAAAGUCAAUACAAAUUGGCCUGUGUGCUUGCCUUUUUAUAUAGAGGGAAAAGAUAUCUUCAAAGCAUUUAUAAAUUGAAAAGAUAGGUAUUGUUUGCUGAACCUUUUAAUGCAGUUCUCUCAUAUUCAAGUAAAGUUGGUCUUGCUUAUACAGAUAAUGGUGAAUCGGAUUAUAAAAUUUAAGUUGGAUCUACAUUUGAUUCUGACUUGUAGAAGUGGACUGACUGACAGAAAAAUACAAUGAUUUCAUAUUAUUGUGAUAUCAAGUCAUUAUCUAAAUGAUUUGUUACAGGUUAAGUAUUAAGACACUAUAUAUUUGUCUUUGUAUUAUCUUAAUUGUUGCUGAUGAGGGCAUUUAUGUUGUAUCAAGAAAUAUAGUCUUAUUGCAAAUAUAACUUUAAUUGUUUAAUACAAUACAUGUAUACUAACUUAUGUAUGGCAGAGAAUGUUAACUGUUUUAAAAUUAUCAUGUUAAAGUGUCUGUUUUACAAAAAGUUGUAAUAAGUGUGGAAAUCAAUUGAAAUUUGGUUGAUAACUAUUAGAAUGUUGAGAUACUACUUUUAAAACCAAGAUUUUUUACAUCAUCCAUUUUCACAUAUAUAUUUCACAUCAAUCAGAUGGGGAAUUCUUUGGUUUUUUUUUUAUUUUAGUUUAUUUGUUUGUCAUACAUUAUAUAUUAUACUUAUAUACUCCACCUUAUAUGUGAUGUAUUGUCCAUUUAUAAAUAAUUAAUCAGAAAUCAGAUCAUCAUCUGAUGUCACAAUUUCACUCAGUGUUAUAUUUUUUUAUCCAUACAAACUUUUUAAUAUGAUGAUGUGCAGAUUUUGUUAAAGGACGUAUUUAAUUAGUUUUCCAAUUUGGCCUCUGUGUUAAAUGAAUAUUAAUUUGUCCCUUGUCUCCCCUGACCAACAUAUAAAUCUCAGUGUCAAUGUUUCCUAUAAUAUAAUUUUCUUCUAAUUAUUAUAUUGUAAGAAAGUUUCCUAUGAAAUACAAAACAUGCCCGGCAAUCAUGUUUUUAUUAUCUUGGAAGGAAAAUACACAUACGGAAAUAUUCUAAAAUUUUUUUCUCAUUUUUCAUGACUUUUUUUACUGUUUUGUAUACUUUUUUACAUACAUUAACAAUACAAUAUCUAAUAAUUAUUUCCCACUAAUAUCCUGAUCUAAAUAGACUUUUUUUAAAACAAACAACGUCUAUUUUAUAUAUUCAUUUUAGGAAGUGAUCAUUCUUUGAUUUCUUUGCCUAAUUGAGGUAUGUUUACCCUUUAUUUACAUAGAUUAAGAUUUCCUGGACCAUUAGAGUUAAGAUCUCAGAUCUACAAGAACUCAAAUCAUAUAACUUGACAUAAUGACGCAUGUUAAGAUGUAUAGCUCUCUACAAAAUGAUUGUCUUUCUGAAAUAAAUAUUUUACAAUUUAUUGGCUUCUAUUAAGUUUUGAAUAAGAGCUCAGACCUCGGGUACAAAAUUACCUUAAUUCAUAUUAAUUGGUGAGAGGGUGCCUUUCAGGGAGUAUUGCAGCAUCCAAGAAAAGUAACUUACUCUGACCUUUUAAUGCUUUCAAUGACUUAUUAAGUUUUACAUGACUUUCAGUGUCACAUUUGUGCAUUUUCGCGUAUAAGGAUGGAAUGCUUAUAGUUUUACCUCAUCGUUCAGUGACGUCAUUUACACCGACUGACCUCAGGUAACUCAUUCAUAAAAAGCAUACGACGUGCGAGUAUGACAGAACAGCCCAAUCAAAUCAUGAUGUUGCCGAUUAGCUGACGUGCAAUAUAUUCAUAUUUUACCACUGGUGUGUACUCAAAGCGUUUGAAGAACAUCAUAUUAGAAUUUACAUAAUUAGAGUUGAUACAAAUUUGAUGAAUUCUAAAACAGAUUUUUGAAGACAAUAUACUUCAAUUGAGGUACCACAUAGAGGCUUCAAAAGGUGUCAUUAUGGAGAACAGGGGAGGUCGUCAAAAUGUGUCAUUAUAGAGAAAAGGAAAGGGGUAGGCAUCAUUUUGGAGGAAAGGGUCAACAUAAAAUCUAAGUUCAUUUGUCUUUUAUUUUGUCAUAACAAUCUGAUUCUUUUUUUUAUUGAAGUUUAAUUGUACUUAUUGAUAAAUGUUUUUGUUUGUUUUGUUAUUAUAAAUGUAGAAAGUCUUAUAACAACAACACUGGAGGGACUGCUGCAGAAAAUUUAUUGAUCGACAUGUUUCGGUGCCUAGGGCACCGUCAUCAGGAUACAAAUAAUACAUUGAACAUACUUAAGUGUACAAUCGGGUUGUCUUGUGACAACGUCAUAGUAUAGUAGUUGUUAUGAAAGGGAAGUAAUAGUGAAAGUAUAAAUAGAAAAUGUAUAUAAAUAGAUUGUCAACAUGAAAAUGAAAGUAAAUUAAAAUUGUUUGUAUAUCAA